Messenger RNA from Abrus precatorius (Indian licorice), 1875 nucleotides. Its product is annotated as xyloglucan galactosyltransferase XLT2. The record is from RefSeq and is a predicted model, not a curated record. NCBI's taxonomy places the organism in Eukaryota, Viridiplantae, Streptophyta, Magnoliopsida, Fabales, Fabaceae. Gene Ontology annotation, molecular function: galactosyltransferase activity. The transcript has a single exon. Gene Ontology annotation, biological process: xyloglucan biosynthetic process. The coding region runs from base 211 to 1695 and encodes 494 amino acids.
UCCCCUAAUCAGUGAAUCCCUUGUCGGUUGCUCUUCGCAGACGGUAGAGGCAGUGGACACGUGUCAGGACGCUCAUAAUCCUCUUCUCUAUCCCCAGUCCCUACACACCCCAUCUUCACACAACCCAACCUUUAAACACUUUCAUUACGCACCCACUCAUACCCAAUCCCCCAUUUUCCGGUUCACUUUCGCCGGGAAAUCCUAUUUCUCAUGCUUUCCAAUUCAGUUCAACACUCGCCGGAAUCCCAACCCAGUAAAACACUUCACUCCAAAACUUCCAUCACUAUUGCUCUCACUUCCAUUCUCCAACCACUUCUCUCCCCUCAAAACCCUCGCUCAUGGAUUCUCUUCACACUCCUCUUCAUCCAGAUCCUCCUCCUCUGCAACCUCCGUAGCUUCCCCUCCACAAUUUCCCUCUCCCACCACCACUUUCCCACUCCCCUCACCGCCCUCCACGACUCUUCCCCCGCCGUCCACCACCACGGCCAAUGCAGCUCCGGCAAAGUUUUCGUCUACGACCUUCCUGCAACCUUCAACCGAGAAAUUCUCCAAAAUUGCGACAAUCUCAAUCCCUGGAGUUCCCGCUGCGAUGCCCUCUCCAACGAUGGUUUCGGCCGGAGCGCCACCGUGGUCGCCGGAAUCGUGCCAGAGGAUCUUCUCCCGGCGUGGCAUUGGACGGACCAGUUCGUCUCCGAAAUCAUCUUCCACAACCGCAUAAUGAACCACAAGUGCAGAGUCACAGAGCCAGAGUCCGCUACGGCGUUCUACAUUCCGUUCUACGCUGGACUCGCGGUGGGGCAGUAUCUGUGGUUCAACUCCACCGCAGAGGAUCGCGAUCGCCACUGCGACAUGAUGCUGCGCUGGGUUCAGGAACAACCGUUCUACAAAAGAUCAAACGGUUGGGACCACUUCAUUACCAUGGGGCGCAUCACAUGGGAUUUUCGGCGCUCUAAGGAUGAGGAUUGGGGUUCUAGCUGCAUCCAUAAGCCAGGAAUAAGGAACAUCACGCGCCUUCUCAUCGAGCGUAACCCUUGGGACUAUUUUGACGUCGGUGUUCCCUACCCCACCGGAUUCCACCCCCGCUCCAUCUCUGAUGUCACGCGCUGGCAGAGCUUCGUCCGCGAGCGCCGCCGCCACGCGCUCUUCUGCUUCGCCGGCGCGCCUCGUCGCGCGUUCCGUAACGACUUCAGGGGAGUUCUACUGAGUCAGUGCCGCGACUCGGCCGGGUCGUGCCGCGCCGUGAAUUGCACCGGGACUCGGUGCUCGAACGGCACGUCGGCGAUCCUCGAAACGUUUCUGGACUCGGAGUUCUGCUUGCAACCGAGAGGAGAUAGCUUCACGCGCCGCUCGAUUUUCGAUUGCAUGGUGGCCGGUUCGAUUCCAGUUUUUUUCUGGCGGCGAACCGCGUAUUGGCAGUACCAAUGGUUCUUGCCGGAUGAAUCGGAGAGUUACUCGGUUUUCAUAGACCGGAAUGCGGUGAAGAAUGGGACUUCGGUGAAAACCGUUCUCGAGAGUUUCAGCAAGGAGGAAGUGAGGAAAAUGAGGGAGAAAGUGAUCGAGUACAUUCCGAGGUUGGUUUAUGCGAAACCUAAACAAGGUUUGGAAAGUGUGAAUGAUGCAUUUGAUGUUGCCAUUGAAGGGGUGCUAAGAAGGUUUAAGGAUCAGCAAGAACCGGAGUUUCAUAAGUGGAAAUAACUAAGCCUGGGAUUAGAUUUAGAAAGUACAAAUUAAUAAAAAUAUACUAUAUAUUUGUUUCGCAUAAAUUUGGUAGGUUAGUUUUUUUUCUUACAAGGCAUAUAAUUUAUAGAUGUACAAUGUGAUGUAUCAUAUCGAUAUUGUGAUAUUUUUUACUACGAUGGACAUUGAUGUUUAUUG